UCCGGUCUGCCGGUGUCUUCCUGCUUCUCUGCGGAACUUUUUCCUCUGUUUCUCAUUAGGACAAGUUUUUACAAGAUACAAACCUGACAAACUGCUUCACUUUAUGGGACAACAGUUACCGACAGCAGCAGACACACAUCGGGCUUUAUGAUCCGACACAGAAAGAGGACAUUCAAUCUUCCGGGAGGUGUAUAGUUAUAGCUGCCAUAUCCUGAACCAUGGAGGACCAGAACAGACCUCAGCGUAAGAUGUCCACAGCAGGAGACAGUCUGUACAAGAUCCUGGAUCUGGAGAAAGGAGCGUCUCCAGAGGAGAUAAAGAAAGCGUACAGGAAAAUGGCGCUGAGGCAUCACCCGGAUAAAAACCCAGACAACCCGGAGGCUGCUGAAAAAUUCAAGGAAAUCAACAAUGCCAACUCCAUCCUCAGUGACGAGAACAAACGGAAGAUCUACGACGAGUACGGGUCCAUGGGGCUGUACGUCGCCGAGCAGUUCGGGGACGAGAGCGUCAAGUACUACUUCCUCAUGUCCAAGUGCUGGUUCAAGGCUCUGGUGGUGUGCUGCAGUAUCUUCACCUGCUGCUGCUGUCUCUGCUGCUGCUGCUUCUGCUGUGGGAAGUGCAAGACGGCCGAAGACGAGGAAAACUUUGUCUAUGUGGACCCAGAAGACCUCGAGGCGGAGAUCAGAGAUCAGGAUGCAGCAGGAGACCAUGUAAUAAUUAUUCAGCCGAGCCCUGGCCCUUCAGAAAACGCUGUCAACUCCUCAGGUGAGAAUGCACCCAUCGUGAUUCAGCCUCAAGCGACUAACGGCAUCAAGUGAGCGGCUGCAACCUCGACCACCAGCGACCGCUUUAGAGAGGAUGAGUAUAUAUUAUGAGGGGCUGAAACGCGAGGUCCAGCGGUGAUAAUGUGCCAUAUUCUCUGUUUAAAUACCAGUGGGUUUGUCUUUGAUCCCAUCUCAGUAAAGGUUGGGAAGUGUCUGGAUUGCAGGGACAAAAGCCAUGCAGAUCAAAGCUCUGGAAUAUAAUUUUGUGCACUUUAAUAUCUUACUUUCAUGUUUGAAAGCUGCCACGAUGGUCUGACGACACUUUGGCUGUCGAUAGCCGAGAUGUUUUAAUACUUUUUUAAUGCAAGAUGUUAUCUUAAAGCCACUCGAUGGAUUCAUAAACACAUGUCAUAGAAACAGGGCUGACUGAAACUAUGUCGUGUAUUGUGUUUGGAUGUCCUCUGUAAAUAAAUGAUGCUGACUUUAACACAGGAAUCAUUCAACAUUUUGGGAGAAACGCUUAUUCACAUUUUGGGUAAAAAUGUUGUCAUCGGACAAUUCAAAAUAAGGUGUUUUAUUGCAGAGUCUUUAAAAUACAGUUAGUUGACAACACGAAAGGCUCCUUAUUUGUCUCAUUUUUAGGCAUUAAAUUAGAUCAAAUCAUAACUCGGUAUGAGUAUAGAGCUGGGUCCGGGAUGUGGUUAGCCUAGCUUAGCAUAAUAAUGACUGCAAUGACCUCUGUCGUCACUAAGCGUUGAAGUUAUAAUCUGAGACGCUCUGCAAAGAGUUUCUGAGGGUUUGGAAAUCUUCUGCAACUCCCCUUGAAACCACGUUAGAAAAUAAAACAACACUUUUGUUUGGUGUUUUUCUGGAUUAAA
Molecule: messenger RNA, 1642 nt
Organism: Eleginops maclovinus (Patagonian blennie)
Lineage: Eukaryota; Metazoa; Chordata; Actinopteri; Perciformes; Eleginopidae
Gene: dnajc5gb
Product: DnaJ (Hsp40) homolog, subfamily C, member 5 gamma b
Exons: 6
Coding region: 219-818 (199 amino acids)
Source: RefSeq, a predicted model, not a curated record